AGCAAACAAGAGUGGGGCAGGAGUGAAGGUUACCAAUAAAUCCGUGGUGAGCCUUCCUCGGUCUUCAGUUCAUUAUUUGCUAGUGACCGAUUUUGGGUAUUAUACUAUACAGAACCAGUGUCCAACAGUAUUCGGCAUGGAAAUUCAAAGAGUUUUAGUAGCUGAUGCCGUAGAUUCGGCCUGUGUUAAACUUCUGGAACAGCAUUCCAUUCAAGUGGACUGCAAGUAUAAGCUUCCAGCCGACAAGUUAAUUGCAGAAAUUAAGAACUACGAUGGCCUUAUAGUAAGGUCAGACACAAAAGUAACAGCUGAUGUAAUCGCCGCCGGCCAAAAGCUCAAAGUUAUAGGAAGAGCCGGCGCCGGAGUAGACAACAUCGACAUCCCUGCCGCCACCGCCAAAAACAUCCUCGUCAUCAACACUCCAGGAGGCAACGCCAUUAGCGCGUGUGAAUUAACGUGCGCCUUAAUUACGAACUUGGCACGAAAUGUGACACCGGCUGCGGCCUCCCUGAAAGCCGGAAGAUGGGACAGAAAAUUAUAUGCCGGCCACGAACUAAGCGGCAAAGUUUUGGCUAUAUUGGGUCUGGGGAGAAUCGGGCGCGAAGUUGCCCUGCGAAUGCAAGCGUGGGGAAUGAAGACAAUUGGAUAUGACCCAAUCGUCCCCGCGGAAGAAUCCAAAAAAUUCAAUGUAGAGUCGUUAACUCUGGAGGAAAUCUGGCCUCUGGCUGACUACAUCACCGUUCACACGCCUCUGAUUCCAGAAACACGAGAUUUAAUUUGUGAACGGGUUUUCAAAUCGUGCAAGAAGGGCAUCCGCAUCGUAAACGUUGCUAGAGGCGGUAUUAUAAACGAAGUUGACCUACUACAAGCCCUCAAGGAUGGUCAGUGUGGUGGAGCCGCUUUAGACGUUUUUGAACAAGAGCCACCAACUAACCCCGUCACUUUGGAACUUAUUCAACACCCCAAAGUUGUAGCAACCCCUCAUCUUGGUGCCAGCACAGCUGAAGCGCAAGUACGAGUCGCUGUGGAAGUCGCUGAGCAAUUUAUUGCUCUGACUGGCAAGAGUAAAGAAUUUACAACCACACCGGGAGUAGUUAAUCAUAGCGUUUUAAAAAAUAUUAAGUAAUUAUUGUUUUUGGACUUAAUAGAAUAAACACAUUUUUAUAUUUGUACAAA
Molecule: messenger RNA, 1176 nt
Organism: Zophobas morio
Lineage: Eukaryota; Metazoa; Arthropoda; Insecta; Coleoptera; Tenebrionidae
Product: D-3-phosphoglycerate dehydrogenase
Exons: 5
Coding region: 137-1126 (329 amino acids)
Molecular function (GO): phosphoglycerate dehydrogenase activity; NAD binding
Source: RefSeq, a predicted model, not a curated record